This is a messenger RNA of Phalaenopsis equestris, 1349 nucleotides long. Its product is annotated as bifunctional L-3-cyanoalanine synthase/cysteine synthase 1, mitochondrial. NCBI's taxonomy places the organism in Eukaryota, Viridiplantae, Streptophyta, Magnoliopsida, Asparagales, Orchidaceae. The transcript has 10 exons. Gene Ontology annotation, molecular function: cysteine synthase activity. The coding region runs from base 54 to 1148 and encodes 364 amino acids. Gene Ontology annotation, cellular component: cytoplasm. The record is from RefSeq and is a predicted model, not a curated record.
GGGAGGGGGGAGGACGAAAAGGAGCGAGAGGGAGACAGAGGGAGUAGAGAGCGAUGACGAGUUUUCUUGGCCUUGUGAGGAAGGGGAGCUCGCUGCUCCGGAGAAGCUCUGCUAUCUCUGCAGGGCAAGCAAUAGAAGAAGCGCAACAAGUAGCUCCCAGCUUGAGGGAUUCUGCUGGGACUAAGAUUAGGAAUGAUGCAACCCAGCUCAUAGGGCGGACGCCAUUAGUCUACCUGAACAAAGUUUGUGAAGGAUGUGAAGCUCGGGUGGCUGCUAAGCUCGAGUUCUUGCAGCCUUCCUUUAGUGUGAAGGACAGACCGGCUUAUGCUAUGCUGGAAGAUGCGGAGAAAAGAGGAUUGAUAACUCCAGGGAAGACCACAUUGAUUGAACCCACAUCUGGAAAUAUGGGAAUUGGACUAGCAUUUAUGUCAGCCAUGAAAGGUUACAAUCUUAUACUCACAAUGCCAUCAUAUACGAGCAUUGAGAGGAGGGUGACCAUGAGGGCCUUUGGCGCAAAUUUAGUUCUCACUGAUCCUACUAAGGGAAUGGGAGGCACAGUAAAAAAGGCUUAUGAACUUGCAGAAUCUUACCCUGAUGCAUUUAUGCUCCAACAAUUUGAGAAUCCUGCAAAUGUUAAUAUACAUUUUGAGACCACUGGUCCUGAAAUUUGGGAGGAUACUUUGGGCCAAGUGGACAUCUUUGUGAUGGGAAUUGGAAGUGGAGGUACUGUGACAGGUGUGGGAAAAUAUCUUAAAUCGAUGAACCCUAAUGUUAAGAUUUAUGGAGUUGAGCCUUCAGAAAGCAAUGUUUUAAAUGGAGGAAAACCAGGUCCUCACCAGAUAACUGGAAAUGGGGUUGGUUUUAAGCCGGAUAUUCUGGAUAUGGAUGUAAUGGAAAAAGUUCUUGAGGUUAGCAGUGAUGAUGCUGUGAAGAUGGCAAGAGAGUUGGCACUAAAAGAGGGCCUUCUGGUUGGGAUAUCCUCAGGAGCCAACACAGUUGCCGCUCUUAGGCUUGCUAGAAUGCCAGAGAACAAGGGUAAACUUAUAGUGACUGUUCAUCCAAGCCUGGGAGAGAGGUAUUUGUCAUCUGUUUUAUUUGAAGAUUUAAAGAAAGAGGCAGAGCUGAUGCAACCAGUUGCUGUUGAUUAAUCUCAAUAACUCCUCUCAUGCCAAUAAAAUGGUCAGGAAUAAAGCUGCCUCUUUGGGCCUUCAUAGCUUAGUAAAAGAAGCUGAGUGAAAUUUUUUUAAGAAAAUAGUGGAAAUAGGAAAUAUUGUCAAGUUGUUUUUUUUUUUUUCUUACAAAUGAAACUUUGUAUUUUUCUGUUAUAUAAUAUGUUCUAGAUAUAUGCU